Messenger RNA from Microthlaspi erraticum, 990 nucleotides. Lineage: Eukaryota; Viridiplantae; Streptophyta; Magnoliopsida; Brassicales; Brassicaceae. The record is from the annotation of a GenBank genome assembly.
AUGGAUCUAAGGAUCUCUCAAGCCACAUCCCGUGUCACUUUUCACGACUCAUCGGUUGCUGACUACCACCAACAAUGGAUGAUCCAAUUCUCUAGAAAUUAUAGCAAUGAAUCCGAGAAACAGAUGAGGCUUAAAGUGUUUAAGAAAAACUUGAAAUUCAUUGAGGACUUCAACAAUAAUGAGAAUCAUAGCUACAAACUUGGUGUCAACGAAUUCACAGAUUGGACCCAAGAGGAGUUCCUUGCCACCCAAACCGGUGGUCUCAGUGGCAUUAACUUAACCUCAUCAUCUGAAGUGGUUAAUGAAACGAUGCCAUCUUGGAACUGGAACGUCAGUAACGUAGUCGCCGAAAGCAAAGACUGGACAAAGGAAGGAGCUGUAACACCUGUCAAAAGUCAACAAGGAUGUGGUAAGCUUGCCGAAACUAUCAAUUGCAACGGUAAAGGUUUGACAAGGAUUGUCCAAGGAAAACUCCUACCACUUUCCGAACAGCAGAUCGUAGAUUGCGACAAAAUCAACGGUGGUUGCAUUGAAGGAAGAGCUACGGACGCUUACGAGUACAUAGUAAAAAACGGAGGCAUUACAACAGAUCUCAUAUACCCUUACCAGGCGAAAGAGGGGAGUUGCCGGUCAAACAUCAGCCCCGCCAUGAAGAUCAGUGGGUUCGGGAACGUUCCGGAAAACAACGAGCGUGCGUUGCUCGAGGCUGUGUCGAGACAGCCCGUCUCGGUAGGAAUUGACGCGAGGAGUGCCAGUUUGCUUCAUUACAAAGAGGGAGUGUACAAUGAGCGCGACUGUGGGAUCGACAUAAAUCAUAGUUUGACGUUGGUUGGGUACGGGACGACCAAGGAAGGGAUCAAGUACUGGCUGGCUAAGAACUCUUGGGGUGAGACUUGGGGAGAGAAGGGUUACAUUAGAUUCCGUAGAGAUGUGGAGUGGCCUGAGGGCAUGUGUGGUUUAGCUCAGUCGGCUGUUUAUCCGGUUAUGUGA